This is a messenger RNA of Ostertagia ostertagi, 660 nucleotides long. Lineage: Eukaryota; Metazoa; Nematoda; Chromadorea; Rhabditida; Trichostrongylidae. The record is from the annotation of a GenBank genome assembly.
AUGAUCAGUUCGGAGGCCUCUUUGGGCGCCUCCGCUCCUCCAUAUUUUAGUCAACCUCAGUCUGAACCGGAAUAUAUGAACACCGUCGCAUUCGCUCCAUCAUCAUACUCGUAUCAGCCGAGUCCCACAGUACCACCACCAGCGAUGCCGUUACAGUUUGAUGAUCGCCGGUUGGUUGCACCCACAUCAAUCAACCAAAGCCUUCCGAUGCAAUCGUCCAUGAUGCAAAGCUUUGCCCUACCCGCCUCCACGCCGUCCAUUCCACCACCACCGCCGUUCGCAUUUCCUUCGUCCGGUGUUGGUGGGAGCAAUAGUGGAGGUGGAAACGCUCCGAGCAGUAGCAGCAGUAGUGGACAGCCGUUUGGUGCAUCUGCAGUCGACUCAUGUCAACAAAUUUCACAUGUGUUGCAGUGCUACCAACAGGUAAUCGAUAAUCGAUCGAUUUCACCACCGUACUUACAACGUUUUUUGAAGGGUGGAGAAGAUGCGGAGUUCGUGCGGAAAGCUAUCGAGAGCCUUGUCAAAAAGCUGAAGGAGAAACGUGUCGAGUUGGAUGCUUUAAUAACAGCGAUCACCUCCGCCGGGAAGCAACCCACAACUUGUGUUACCAUACAACGUUCGCUUGAUGGUCGUCUACAAGUGGCUGGCCGAAAAGGUGUG